AUGUGUCGUGACGUAAUUUUCGUGGCCUGGCUCAAGCAUCGGUCUGCAGAGAGCACCCUCAUUGAUGCUACUCACAGAGAUGUGGAUGUGCUGUUACUGCUUUCUAACUCUGCCUACUACGUGGCCUAUUAUGAUGAUGAAGUUGAUAAAGUCAACCAAUAUCAACGACUAAGUCUAGAAGACCUGGAGAAAAUAGAAAUAGGUCCUGAACCCACUCUUUUUGGUAAGCCAAAGUUCUCCUGCAUGCGACUGCACUACAAAUGCAAAGAUGCAAGUGGCUAUUUCCACACACUGAGAGCUGUGAUGCGCAAUCCAGAAGAGGAUGGAAAAGAUACCCUUCAGUGCAUUGCAGAGAUGCUGCAGAUCACCAAGCAAGCCAUGGGAUUAGAUGUACCUAUAAUUGAAAAAAAACUUGAAAGGAAGAGCAGUAAACCUCAUGAAAACAUCAUUGGUAUCAGAUCUCAAAACCAAGGCUCUUUGGCCCAAGGAAAGAAUUUUUUCAUGAGCAAAUUUUCAUCUCUAAAUCAAAAAGUAAAACAGACAAAAGCCAACGUAAAUAUUGGCAACCUGCGAAAGUUAGGAAACUUUACAAAACCUGAAAUGAAAGUUAACUUUCUAAAACCAAACUUAAAAGUAAAUCUUUGGAAAUCAGACAGUAGUCUUGAAACCAUGGAAACUACAGGCAUGAUGGAUAGUGAAGACCAGGCAGAGUCUGAUGUGGAGAUGUCUUCAGAUAAUGACUCCUGCCACUCUGAUGAAUUCCUUACCAAUCCCAAGUCUGAUGAAGACAGGCAGCUAGCUAAUUCUUUAGAGGAUGUAGGGCCCAUAGACUAUGUUCUUCCUAGUUGUGGUAUCAUUGCUUCUGCACCUCGAUUAGGUAGUCGCUCCCAGUCGAUAAGCAGCACUGAUGCCAGUAUUCAUGUUCCUUCAGAGAUUACUGCCACUCACGGAAGUGGGCUUGGUAAAGGCCAUGAGUUGCCUCUGAAGAAAAGUCCCUCCGCUGACCACAUACACAUAUUGACUGGCUUUGCCAAGCCUAUGGAUAUUUAUUGCCACAGAUUUAUACAAGACGCACAAAAUAAGAUGACUCAGCCUUCAGAAACCAGGACUGUUUCUCAGCAGACAACCGAAGAAGGAAAUCAAGUGACCAAUCAAGUUUCUAAUGAAGAAAACCAAUCAGAAGCAGUGGAACAGACACCUUCUCGACCAUCACAAUUAGAUGUGUCUUUUUCUGAGAAAGGCCCACAGUUUUUGUCAGUUGAAUCAGUCAUAUCUCAAAAGACCCCAGGCUCAGCAUCCAGUGUGCUUGAACUUGAGACGAGGCUUAAUGUAACUCCUUCUCCUUCAGAAGGCAGUAGCAGUAGAGCCGUCUCUCCCUUUGCAAAGAUCAGAAGUUCCAUGGUCCAGGUUGCUAGUAUUACCCAAGCUGGAUUAACCCACGGGAUAAACUUGGCAGUGGCAAAAGUUCAAAAGAGUCCUGUAGAACCCGAAGUGAUUAACGAAGUCCAGCAAAAUGAACUUAAAACGAUGUUUACACAAUGCCAGACACGAAUAAUUCAAAUUUAG
Orycteropus afer afer is the source of this 1566-nucleotide messenger RNA. The record is from RefSeq and is a predicted model, not a curated record. Lineage: Eukaryota; Metazoa; Chordata; Mammalia; Tubulidentata; Orycteropodidae.